AUGAGCCUUGCUAUAGUUUUAAAAAGUGCCUUAACCUUUCUGCAUCGCUGCCGCAAUCCUGAAUCCCUGCGCUGGCUGGCCGGGCCUCCGGUCCCGCGUCGGGCUGCGUCGGCCCUGAAUGCGCCGCUUUCGCACCAGUUUACAGUAGAGGUCGGGAGACAGCCGGGUCUCGGGAGAAAAACACCCUCCAAAAAACUACACGUAACAUUGGAAACAAAACCAAAAAGACUGCAGGGAAGGAAGAAGAGGAAGGCGGAGGGGGGUGGCAGAGGCCCCGAGAGCCGCCCACUUCUGGGCUCCAUUGGUUUCUUUUUUUAA
Pipistrellus nathusii (Nathusius's pipistrelle) is the source of this 318-nucleotide messenger RNA. The record is from the annotation of a GenBank genome assembly. Lineage: Eukaryota; Metazoa; Chordata; Mammalia; Chiroptera; Vespertilionidae.